AUGGCACAAUACUCUCAUAUAAUACUGCUAGUCUUGAAUUCUGUACUAAGAUUCUCGCACUCGCAGGAUUAUCCAUUUCGUAAUGUAUCAUUAGACUGGUCGGUGAGGGUUGAUGAUCUUAUCUCCCGUCUAACACCUGAUGAAAUCAUCGAUCAAUUAGCCUAUGGUGGAGGUUGGGAUGAAGGAGUCACCCCGUCUAUUGUACGAUUAAAUAUCAAACCGUACUCUUGGGCAACAGAAUGUCUUCGAGGUGAACUUAAUGAAAAUUCCACAGGAUUUUUACAAGCCAUUAAUCUUGCAGCAACAUGGAAUAAAAAUUUAUUAUACGCAGUAGGAAACGCAACAGCUUACGAAGUUCAUGGUCAUUUUAACGCUUAUCAAAAGCAGGGAAAAUAUGGUGUUCAUCGAGGUUUGUCUUGUUUUUCACCGGUUAUUAAUAUUAUGAGACAUCCGUUAUGGGGUAGAAACCAGGAAACAUAUGGGGAAGAUCCAUAUAUGUCGGGGGUUUACGCUUCAAACUACGUUCGUGGUUUACAAGGAAAUCAUCAACGUUAUUUAAACACAAAUGGCGGUUGUAAACACUAUGAUGUUCAUAAUGGACCAGAAAAUUAUCCUGUAUCUCGAUUCUCAUUUGAUGCUGUUGUUUCAGAAUACGACUGGCGAUCAACAUUUCUUCCACAAUUUAAAGCUUGUGUUGAUGCUGGUGUGUACAGUGUGAUGUGUUCUUAUAAUUCAAUAAAUGGACUUCCUGCGUGUGCCAAUGAAAAACUAUUGAAAACUAUCUUGCGUGAUAAAAUGAAUUUUGUUGGUUAUGUAGUCUCGGAUGCUAAUGCAAUUGUUAAUAUUGUCUAUGAACACAAUUAUACACAGACUGUGGCAGAUGCUGCUUUAUUAGCUUUAAAUAACGGUGUAAAUCUAGAGUUGGCUAUUUCACUUGGUGAUACCGCUUUUUUGACAUUGCAUGACUCGUAUAAACUAGGAAAAAUUGAAAAUAAAACGUUGACGGAUCGAGUUCGACCAUUAAUUUACACAAGAAUGCGUUUAGGAGAGUUUGAUCCAAUUGAAAUGAAUCCGUAUAAUCAAAUAUCAGUGGAUAUCAUACAAAGUGACGAACAUCGGAAUCUUGCGCUAACAGCAGCUAUACAAUCAUUUGUAUUACUUAAAAAUGAUCAAAACGUUCUACCAAUUACUAAUGUAGAUAAAUUUAAACAAGUUCUUUUUCUUGGUCCAAUGAGCAAUAAUCCAAUACAACAAUUUGGUGAUUAUUCACCUAUUCUCGAUAUAUUUUAUACAACAACACCAUUGAGCGGUUUACAAGAUUUAUUUUGCAAUGUGGCUUGGGAGAACGCAUGUGUGGAUGGCAAUGUAUGUUUGAAUUACAAUCAAAACAAGACAAUUGACCUAUUAAGCAAAGGUGAAUAUGAUUUAAUAUUUCUGUCGUUGGGAACUGGCCAAAUAAUCGAAAGUGAAGGUAGUGAUAGACAAACAAUGAAUUUACCAAAUUAUCAACAACAAUUAUUAGAUGAUACGAUUACAUAUACAAGUGCUUCUCGUACAACAAUAAUAUUACUAUUAUUUUCUGCAACGCCAUUACAAAUUCAAUCAGCUCAACAAUCUAAAAAUAUUCCAUGUAUAAUACAAUUAGGUUUUCCUGCUCAAGAAACUGGUCUUGCAUUAAGAACAGCACUUUUUAUCCAUGAUAACAAGGUUUCAUCAAAAUUUGGUCGUUUACCCUACACAUGGCCAGUUAAAAUCGACGAUGUGCCCAGUAUAACAAAUUAUAAUAUGCAUGGAUUCACCUAUCGAUAUUAUAGUAAUACUACACAGCCGUUGUAUAACUUCGGUCACGGUUUAUCUUAUUCAAUAUUUUCCUAUCAUGAUUUAACAACAAAUUUAACCGAUUCAACGAAAGUCAAAGCAGGCGACAGUGUCGAGAUCUAUUUUCGUGUGUUGAAUAAUGGACCAUAUCGAUCUGAUGAAAUUGUGCAAGUGUAUGUAAGCAUAUUUCCACAGAAUACAAGUUUAAUUACAUCCAAAUUUCAAUUAGUUAGUUUUGAACGACUUACUGAUGUAUCACCGAAUGUUCAUGUACUUAUGUCAACAAUAAUAACAAAAGAACAAAUGGCUGUUUAUAUUGACAACAAAGGUUUUAUGAUUAUUCCAUGUUCAAUAAAAAUCUACGUUGGAAGUCAUUUACCAUCCCAGAGUAAUACGAACAAUGAAGAUCUCCUUACAGCCCAAAUCACUAUUGAUGACAACGAGUAUUUUGUUGGAGAAUACAUUUCGUACGCAACCAACAUCUCACCACUAUAA
Messenger RNA from Didymodactylos carnosus, 2313 nucleotides. The record is from the annotation of a GenBank genome assembly. Lineage: Eukaryota; Metazoa; Rotifera; Eurotatoria; Philodinida; Philodinidae.